This is a messenger RNA of Paramecium sonneborni, 410 nucleotides long. The record is from the annotation of a GenBank genome assembly. Lineage: Eukaryota; Ciliophora; Oligohymenophorea; Peniculida; Parameciidae.
AUUAUGAUCAAGAAAUUCCUACUCAUGCCUAUAAUUAGCUAUGUUGUUUAUUUGUCAAUCCAAAUACAUAGAAAUGAUACUUAUGUUAUAUCUAUCUUGAAUAUUGUAACUAAUAUGACUGGGUUCUAAUCUAUAAAUAAUACAGCUUGGAUUAUAAUCUUAAAUGUCAUUGCAUUUUCAAUUUUGUUUGGAAUUUCUUACAUCAAUUAUGCUUUGGCAAUCCUGUAAUUUAUUGUCCUUUUUUUGCAUAUUCAAACAUUAGAUGAUUUUGAAAUUACAGAAUUGAGUUAAGCAUUUAAAAUAGUAGCAGCUGAUAUUGCUAUUCUUGGAAUAUUGCUAGCUUCAAUAAAUUAAAAAUAUUAACAAAAAGUUGAAGAUGAAACACAACCUAAAGAGAAACAAGAGUGAUC